Dacryopinax primogenitus is the source of this 1362-nucleotide messenger RNA. RefSeq lists its product as uncharacterized. Lineage: Eukaryota; Fungi; Basidiomycota; Dacrymycetes; Dacrymycetales; Dacrymycetaceae. The transcript has 5 exons. The record is from RefSeq and is a predicted model, not a curated record. The coding region runs from base 1 to 1362 and encodes 453 amino acids.
AUGGUCAUCAAGAGAGUACUAAGCCCUGGUGGAAGGAAGGUUCGAAUCGCUUGGGCCUGCCGACCUUUCAUUAUCGAGCAACGGUCGGACAAUCCUGAGCACUUCCUCCCAAUCGAUGUAAUUAGGAUCAAAGUCGCCUUCGGGAUAUCUACAUGCAAGGAUAGCUCGGACAGUCCUGAGGAAUUCCUCCAUAUCGAGGCUACCGGCGACAGAGGCUCGUACAACCGGGGAAGCCGUCUAGCUGUCUGGGUGGGCGAUAUAAGGGGGAAGUCGUUCACGCCUGCGAUACGUGGGGAGCGCAUCAUCGAUAGGAUGACUCUCGUAAUAAAACGGAUAGUCAAAUCCAUGCGUAUCGUGGGGUGUGUACGAAGGGGGAUCAAACAUAGGCUCGUCUGUUUCACCGUAUCGCGUGAGGUCAGGCGGAAAACUGCUUCCACGCGUGGAAGCCGUCCCCCGAGCCAGCGGGAGCCAGGAGGUAAAAACUGGGCUGUGGGAGUUCGACUUGGAGAGGCCGAAGCCAGAGACGGAAACGGGAGGGGAGGUGAUGAUGGUGUUACUCGCGACCGCCGGGCUGCCUGUCAUGAUGCUCUCAAAAAGAAAAGACCAUUCGCACGACACGCGGCGGUGGGAGUCAUUAACAUCACUCCGGAAAUGCGGGAUAUGGAUGAACACUAUAUAAACCUUCUAAUCCUGGCUCAAGAACAUCCGCCUCUCCUUCUCCUUUCGCCACAACUAGCUAUGCAAAACGUCAUCCCGACAUUCAACGAGCGUGUAUUGGCCCACCUGCAGGCGGUCGACGCAUUAACCAACUUCGAUUCCGUGCAGACUCUGGUUGCAGUCGCUCAAAGCAGCACCGACAUCGACCAGUCUCUUUGCGAUCCGAAGAAUGCCGCAGAACUGCUAAACCGUGAUGGACACCUGUUCCUCACCGUGGUAUUGGCGAAGGCUUGUUAUGCCCAAGAUUUCCUACCAAUCCUGAGCAUCGAUGUCAUCCAGUCGACGACGGCGAAUGUUAAACCGCGCAUACAUGACCCUCCUACGCGUCAUUCUGCGUUCCUCUACGCGUCGACGCCUAUGCCAAUCAUCAACCCGCAAGUCCAGCGCAGGGGUACCGAGGACAGUAUGCUCAGCGUUACCGAGGGCAAGGGUGGUUGUUCCAUUUCCACUCCGCUCAGCUGCAUGCGAGACAUGGUCAGAUCUUGUAUUGUUUCCACCCAAAUCUGCGCGGUUCGCUGCGGCAAUUGUCUCGACAAGUGGUAUCGCGGCGGUGGACAAGAUAAGAAUGCACCAGAGGAUGACGACAUCUUUGACGCUGCUACCACGAUCGGUACUGAUGGCACCGUGGUGGGAGACGAGCUGUAG